CUAAUCUGUGAUAACGUCGAAAUGGAAAACCAGUUUUGUCCUCUGUUCAAAACGGCUCAUUAAUAAAAUAAAACGAAACGUCACGCCUUUAAAUGGAGAGAAUUGAAUUGAAUUAAAUUGCAUUCAGGCUGAACGUGAAUCCGUGACCUUGUCAAGACUCAGCUAAUAGUAUUGUUAUUUGUCACGCCCGGUGCUUUUUCAGUUGUUCUGUUUACAUGCAAGACGAGCAGGAUCGCGGUACAGUGUCAGCCAAAACAGAAAUAGAAUACAAGUCAUAUACAGGAGCGCGAAGGCUUCGCAAAAUGAAUCUUGACCUUAUAUUUUGUGUUAAAUCAACCUACGCUGAUUAAUAAAGAGACUCCUACGCGGCCUGACGACAGAUUCUACGACACAAUAAGAUUCAAUACUAUCGAAAAGUUUAAAUAUAAUCAUACUUAAAAGUUAUCUAAGCGAAAGUAGUGGUAAUCGAAUUAACGUUUGAUUUUAAUAUGAAAAUCACCUAAAUCCCCAGAUGUCUUUGCUUGUCGAAUUUGCAGUCAAUUGAAUGAUCAUUGUUUGUUAUAUGGCAUUAUUAAAUUUCAUUUGAAUAUUUACAUAAGUAAGCAGUGCAAUAUGUAUUACAUUAUAUCUUAAAAGUUUAUCAAACUGAAGAAAUCACCCGUGCUACUCUGUCAUAAGACGAGAAUGGAUGAGAGUGAUGUUAUUGUAUCGUCCACUGAAAUUAUAAAAGAUAGAUUGUAUUUCGCAACGCUAAAAACGGGCUACAAACCGAAACCCACGCGGAACAGCAAAUACUUCCACAUCGAAGAUGAGAUCGUUUACGAGAACUUCUAUUUCGACUUCGGCCCGUACCACCUGUGCCACCUGUACCAGUUCUGCAAGAAACUCAACGAGGAGUUGGACAGGAAUCCGAAGAAGAAAAUAGUUUACUAUACGAGCAACAAUGAGAAUUUAAGGUUGAACGCAGCGUAUCUUAUUGGCAGCUAUCAGGUAAUAUAUCUAAAGUCAAGUCCGGCAGCUGUGUACAAGCAGCUGACCGACGGCUCGGAGUGGUCGCUGUUGAAUUUCCGGGACGCGUCCGGAGGCCCGCCGCUGUUCGAUAUAUCGCUGCUGGACGUCCUACAGGGCAUCAAGGUGGCGCACGAAGCCGGCUUCUUCGACUUCGAGCACUUCGAUGCCGAACAGUAUUUGUUUUACGAGAAAGUUGAAAACGGCGAUCUCAACUGGAUCGUUCCGGGUAAGAUGUUGGCGUUCUCCGGGCCGCACCACCGGUCUCGGCUUGACCGCGGCUACCCCCUGCACAGUCCCGAACAUUAUCACGACUACUUCCGUACUCAUAAUGUGACCACGAUCGUCCGUCUGAACAAGAAGUCGUACGACGCCCGCCAGUUCACGUCGCACGGCUUCGAGCACAGGGAGCUGUUCUUCGUCGACGGCUCGGUGCCCUCGGACCUCAUCGUGAACCGCUUCAUUCGUAUCGCGGAGGCUGCUAAGGGCGCGGUCGCGGUGCACUGUAAAGCCGGGCUGGGCCGCACGGGCACGCUCAUCGCCUGCUACAUGAUGCGGCAGCACGGCUUCACGGCGCGCGAGGCCAUCGCGUGGCUGCGCGUGUGCCGCCCGGGCUCCGUCAUCGGACACCAGCAGUGGUUCCUCGAGAAUAUCCAGUCGCGGAUGCACGCAGAAGGGGAAGCUUACCGUCGGCGGCACAACGUCACGGCGCCGCCCGUCUACACCCGGGGGAUAUACAGCGACCUGCCCCGCGACCAGACUGUGCUCGACAACCACAAACCAGUAUCCCUCAACAGCAUACUGCAGAACAACCGGGACGCUAACAAGUUGGACAACGGUAACAUCAUAAACACAACGGAAACCGAUUCCGAGAACAACGUGACCACGGUCAUCGGCAAAUACAAGACCACACCGACGCCGAUGUUGCCAGCGAAGAACGUCUUCGCGCCCAAACUCAACUACAUGCUGCCGACGAACAACGUCCGCAACGCCAACAACACGAACCUGAAGCAGCCGACCAGGAUGAACACGAACCUGAAGAGUUACGUGUCGAAGACGUCCACGUUCCCGCCGACCAGGAGCUCCAACCCGCAGGUCAAGCUCGCGUCUGCUGCCAAGCCGUUCGCGAGCAAGAACAGCUUCCACGGGCAGCGGGCCAACCUAGCGCGACCCGUCAUGGCGUACGGACACGCCAGCAGCCCGCUCAAAACGUUCACCAGAAAAACGGGGAGCGUCGGCAAAAUCACGAGCGACGCGACGUCGGGCAACACCGUCAGCAACGUGAACUCGACCCUAUCCGCCUUGACGGAGAACUGCCAUUUGAAUGGCCAAAAACGUUUACCAUCCGAGCCUAAUCUGAAAAACGUCUCGCAAAAUAAAUCCAUAACUAAUAACAUACCGAGGAAGAAGUUGAUUAUCCGCUCCAACUCUAGUUCAAGGAAGAAACUGCCCAAGGGCAAUAAUCUAAAAGGGUUGGAGCCAGCGCACGAUUUGUCGUCCAGUGAUACCAGCGUCACGAACAUAGCGGCGGGUCCGCUCGACACGCCGUUCAGGUUUCGACGGAAAAGGGACAAAUCCAACAGCCCCGAGCCGAUGGACUGUCUCUCCAACUCUAUUAUAACUGCUGACGUCACGUCCGACAACGUCGAGGAGUCCAGCGACUCCCAAGGCAACAAGCUCUACAAAAUAAAGGCGCUCCGGAAGAAAUGCCCGGCUUUCGGAGUGAGCUUGCUCAAGAAAGACGGCAUACAGACCAGGUCGAGCAGUUGUGCCAGUACUGCGGUUAAGAAAAAAUGAUUGAAGUGAAUUCGUCAUUAGGUAAGUUGUUCGCACUGUACACACAGAUUUAUAAUGUGCAUAGCGCAUCUAAUAUAUUCGCGUUGUAACAGAAGUCAUAUCAAUGUAAAAAGACAUGUCCGAGCAAAUUUGAGACUAAUUCUUAUAGAAAGAGAGUGUUAAACGCUGUUAUUCGUGAAUCCCACUUGGAAACGACCUCAAAUGUAAGUAAUCUCAUUAGUGUAAUGUAUUGAGGUGUGCUGCGAUUUUUAGAGUAUUAUAUACUGUAGUCUAGAUCUCAUCAACAACAAUCGAUUUAUUGUUAAAUUGGAGUUCAUUUAUUCAACAAAAUAAUAUACUUUUUUUGUAUAUUUAUUAUGAUUUCGUGUAAUAUAAACAUUUUGGAAAUAGUACAUAGUAGAUAUGUAUAUGUAUACAUGUAUCCUAAAACAUCGUAGCAUCCUCGACACGUAAGUCCAAAGUGAAUGAAUGUAUACUGAAUGGUACUAAAUGCUUGUUAAAUUUUCUUCCGUAUUCCCAAAUGGUCCUAUACUUUUUCUAAUUUAGAAUAUCAGUGGUGCAUAAAUAUAAAAUAACACUACUUUUGUUUAAAUAUCUAGUACAAUAGUUGAGAAUUUUUAAAACUGAAGUUGUUUUUCGUUUAUCAUUUGUAGUAUGACGUCACUAUAUAAUUGCGUGCAACGGACGGAGUUGAGCUAUAUUAUGACGUCAUAGUAGUCGGCGCACUAAAACUAUAUUGUUAUAAAUCACAAUUUGUUGAUAUCCUUCAUUAAAAUGUUAAUUUAUUGACACUGACAUUGUCGGAAAUUUUUGCAUAAAUGGGUCUGAAUUCAACAUGAAUUUGUAAUCAAUGAAAUGCCCUUUUUUAAUAGAAUACGUAUCCAGAACGAUUGAUAUACGUUGUUCUGGAGAAUAAAGUCGGAUCAACUUUUAUUUGAAAUCUUUUGCUUGAUAUUCUAAACUGCAUACUGUCAAUUUAGAUUAAUUAUUGAAAGAAAACUCACACGAAAUAAUGAUAAAUUAUACAAACCAAACAAGCAUGUAAUUUUUAAAAUGUCUUAAAAAUUCCUUUUCCAAUUGAAUAUUUACUUUUAAGGCUCAUUAAAUACUAACUAUAAUAAUAUAAGAGAAUCAAAAAAUAUAUUUAGUAAGUGUUAAAUUUUAGAACAACACAAAUAACAAACUUAAAUUUAAUACUUACUAAGUAUUUUAUUUAAUUCACAUGAAACCACGAUCAAACAUUUCCGCUGUAAAUUAUUACAAAUAAAUUAAAAUUAAAUGUAGAAGUUAAUUCCUAAAAUUGAACGAGUUACUAAACGAUUAUCGGGUUUAAGAAUAAUAAUAAUAAUAAUAAUAACUAUAUAUUUUUGUAGAACUUAAUUGUAAGUGAUAAAAAUCGAUUGCCAUUUUGUUUUAUUUUUAUUAAGGAAUGUUUUAUCUGUUGAUAUUCUGUUGUAACAUAGAUUAUAAAUUGGUUAAUCUAAUUUUUGGAUGUUAAUUAUUUACUUUGCAAUACCCGUAUACAUAAUUAGAUGCUUUAUUUUUCAUAACAAGUGUAAUAGUUUUUUGAACUAAAAUAGUGCAAUGAACUUUAUGAAACAAAAUUAUAAUAUAUUAAGUUUUCUUAAAAUCAUUUAUGUCACAAAUGCAAUAACACCACUAUUGUGGGGACUUGAAAACUGUUCUUUUUAUAUAUUAAAUAUUUACAAACUAUAAAUGCCAGUUGUAGUAUAUUGUACUGUCUAUAUAUAUACCUUGUGAUGUUGAUUGGCUUGUCACGCUUCAAGCCAUAUACAUAGUGUUGCUUUAUUUACAUUCAUUUUUGCGUUGUGUUUAAAUGUUAUCAAAUAGGUAGUACUACAUAUUUAUAAUGUUCUUUAAAUUUGAUAGAGCAAAUAUACUUCUAUUGUUAAAAUACGCAAUUUUUAUUUGUAGAAUACUUUUCGCGGAAGACUAUGUAAGGUCUAUGGUCGGUAAUUCUUAAUGAAAAAUAUUGAACAAAUAUUAUCUUAUGUUUCUUUCUAAAAUUUACGAGUUUUCUAUGUUUUAUACCUUAAAUGCGUCUAAAUGCUAUACUAAUAGUUCCUUUAUGUUCUAUUGACUUUUAAAAUAUAUGUAUUUACAUAGUUUAUUAAAAUCGAUAUCAACUUUUGUAAAUAAUAUAUAAAUAUACAUUACGCUAUCCUGCUCUAGCUUGACUUGUAUUCUUAAAGCGUGAGUGGGAUAGUUUGAAUUAUGACUAGACUUAAGUUAUCGGUUUUAUUACGUGCAAUGUAUAAGGAGACUAUCGGACUACUGUAAUGGAAAAAUAAUUUUAAAUUCUGAAAAAAGCUUUAGAAAUUCAUACGUGUUGUUUAUGGAAACUGUUUACAUUUUUUCUGUUAUGCUCUCAUUUAAAAGCGAGUACUCAUUGGUUCAGUGUUAGAUUUUACUAAUGUAAUAAUUAAUGCAUAUUUGCGAUGCCCUGUGAUGUAUUUUGUCUGAAUGUUUGUCUAAAUGAAGUUUCUGAAGUCUUUAUUUUCAUAAACUUGUUUAUUAAAUGCAAUAUAUUGAUUUGUACAGAAUUCACAGCUACGAUAAAAGAAUAAUCGCGGUUAAAAGCGUCCACGUCGGUUACCGGUCAUACUCGGAAAUUGUGUUUUUUUUUAAAGGUUGGUGAGGCGAGGUAGAGGCUUUUCCAGUUUCACCAGGACAGGUGGGCGAGCAAAGGCUCAGCCAGGAGGGGUGGGAUUUGCUAACAGCUACCCGAGCGCCUCCGAAGGAGACCUAACGUUUCAAGAGCAGCCGCUUCGCGAAUGAAUCUACUACCGGAUCGAAAUCGCGACCCGGCGAGAAACUCUGAUAUAUGAGUUAGGUCUAUCAGAGCAGUAGCUUCACGAAACUUUUAUAUACGUUUAAAUGAGUUUAAGGCGAAAAAUAUUUGACUACCCCAUUUGCUUUGAACAUUAAUUACAAAAUUCCUAGUCUGUUAGUACUGCACUGAGUGUGUUUUAAUCAACUUAGUUACUCGCCGAUCCUUGGGUUGCGAUUUAGACCCGGUGGUAGAUUCAGCUAUGCACUGCUCUUGUUGUACUAGCGUUAGCAUGUUCUCUCGGACUGAGCCCCGUGAGCUCACCUACCAAACCCGCGCAACUGUCAUUGCCCCUCAAGGGAGCCGGUGAUCAGGUAGUUAUAAAAAUGUGGCUAACGAUUCCGCCUGGUGGCUGCCGCUAUACCUGAUCAUGGUUUUUUUUUAUUGCUUCAUGGGUGGACGAACACACGGCCCACCUGUUGUUAAGAGUUUAGAGCCCACAGACAUCAACAACAUAAAUGUCGCCACCCGACUUGAGACAUGAGUUGUAAGUCUCGGUUUUAUAGUACAACGGCUGCCCUUCAAACCGUAACGUAAUACUGCUUCACGGCAGAAGUAGGUAGGGUGGUGGUACCUACUCGUGCAGGCUCAACAUGGCCAAGCAACCACCACCACCACCACCAGAUCAUACUUUGAUGUUCACUAAUUGGCAAAAUGUUUGAAUUUUAAUCUAUACAUAUAAAUAAAAUUGGAGUAUCUGUUUGUAAUAUUGAAAUAGCUUCUUUUUACUACAUGCAUAUGAAUAUAUAUAGGUACGGUACAUACACCAAAAUAACAUUUUUUACAAUUUUUGUUUCUCUGUCUGUCUGUGUUUGUUCCGGCUAAUCUCUAGAACGGCUGGAUCGAUUUUUACGAGACUUUCACUGAUAGGUAGCUGAUGAUGUAUGGAGUAACUUAGCCUACUUUUUUUAGACUAGCUUCGCCCCGCGGCGUCACCCGCGGCACGAAAAUAACUGCGGGUAGCAUCGCGGGACUCAGCUAUCGAUAAUAAAAUUAAAUGCUUCCGAAGCGAAGCGAGGGCGGGUCGCUAGUUUAAAUAAAAAUGCAGUACGUUAGUGUCAAGUUUUUCUUUUAGUACACGAAUCUUAUACGAAAAAUCUCAAUAUAUAUUUAUUUUUAAAUCGUCACGAAAAAAAAACUUCGCAUGAAUCUAAUUAUCCCAUCUGUUAAGUUUUAUCAUGUAUAUGUUAUUUGCUGAAAACUAAAUAACUCGGCCGACUUGGUUGAUUGAAUGAUUCCUAAUUUGAAGAAUGAUUCUAGCGGCUUCCACGUUUGCAACUCUUUACAAAUUCUCCAAUGACUUUAAAAACAUAACUAUUAAAUUUAUAUUAUUAUUGAACUAUAUAAUAUAUGAAAUUAAAUUCACUGCUUUUUUAACUAUUUAUACUGAUUAACUUAAAAUUGUUGUUUGGAUAUUUUUUAAUUUAUUAUUACUACAAUUGAAAUUGUCUUCACAUUAAUUUAGUUUUGUUAUACUCCUUCCCAGUCCGAUAAUAAAUCGAACUUAUUCUUAUCAAGCAUGUCGAGGGGUGAAAUACUAUCUUACCUUAUACCUUUAAAUGAGCAAUUCUUGUAUACUAAUACAUAUAUAUAUAUAAUCUGAAUCUCUGAAACGGCUCCAACGAUUUUUAUAAAAUUUAGUAUACAGGGGAUUCCGGGGGCGAUAAAUCGAUCUAGCUACGAUUUAUUUUCAGAAAAUGUUGUUUUAUUCGUGUUUUCAAUAACCAACUUUAUUGAUAAUCAACUUUAUGACUCUUCCCGACAUCUAUUGGCAAUACUAUUUUUAUUGCUUUAAAGACACAACAAGAUGGCGUUAUAAAAAAAAAAGCCGAGCGAAGCUCGGUCACCAUCUAGUUAGGUUUAAGCGACAUUUCGUUUAAAACGCGACAUUUAUCUUAGUAAUUAAAGGUCCGUUUUAUUUGGUAUUAGCAUCAACGAUUCGACAUUUUUAAUUGAACUCCAAUUGAAUAUGCAAUUUAGAAAAGGGCACAUGUCGCAUAUUUUGUCAAAUACGUUUUUUCAUAUACAUGUAGUUUUGAGGCUUACCUACACCAAUUUUAUAAUAAUUCCAGUACGUUUCAAUUGCUAAUUAACACUAAAAUAUAUUUCAAAAGUAAAUAUUUUAAAUAUUACACUGUUUUAGAAAAUAAUCAGUUUUUUUCAUUUCCUGAAAAUUUUACAUUUUCAAAGAUGUGCCCUUUUCGAAAUUGCAUAUUCAAUUAAGUUUAUCCCAUUCAAAUAGCUGAAGAAGUUAUUUUGUUAUGAAUUUUUUUUCCAACUUUAAACUUUAAAUGGCUCUCCUGCAAAGUUGCAAAAGUUUUGCUUAAACCAAAUAGCCUAGUUAACUUAGUUUUGGUCCAAGCUUACAAACUGUCACUUAUUUUAAUGAGCUCUGAGACACUAUGUUCAAUUUACUUGAAUACUUUAAAGUAUUGUCGACGUGUAAAAUAUAGUAUAAGAUUCUUGCUAUGAAUUUUUCCGUGAAAUUCUAUAGUAAUGAGAGAUAUAUUGAUAUGUUAAUUAUUUUCGUUAAUACAUUUUUUUUAUCUAUUAUGCAAUUUAAAAAUUUGGGAUGUUCAAUAGAAGGCGUCAUUCAAUUUAUUAUGGGGGCCCUGGUGACCACUUAGUGACCCUGAGAUUCACUCAUCUAGUCUAAUAAAAACCGAAAGGCGUGUUUAACCAUUUUUUAAUCAGAAAUAAGUCCAAGAAGGGUAGGUACACAUUGUGUUUCAUGACGUCACUUCUGUUAAAAUAGGGCGUGAGAGAGAUAACAAUAUUAUUUACCAUGCAUCCACUAUUAUUUUGUUAAAUUUUAGUUGAUUCAUUUUAUUACUAAAUUAAUGGUAUUUAAAAAAAUAUAUUUUUCAAAUGAUUUUGUGCAUUAUUGUUAGGAGAAUACUAGCCCACAUCCGGCUUAUUUCUACCUCGAAAUACUCGUGAGCUCUGGAUUCAAUAUUGGGUCAGUCGCGCACUGACUUUCUCGCCGGAUCUCAGUGGGUCACGUUUCCGAUCCGGUGGUAGAUUUUGCGAAACACUGCUCUUGCUAGGGCCAGUGUAAGCAACACUCCCGCUUGAGCCCCGUGAGCUCACCUACACGUCAAGGGGAAGGCUGAGGCUAUGAUAACCCAUUUCAAAGCAGCUAGACCGAGAACUCCACGGCCCAGUUUGAAGUAGCAGUAGGUAUUUGCUGUUGAUUUAAUACUCCACAAAGAAGAUUACCACCUAAUUCACCCUGGCAUAUAUUUAAAAAAAAUGUAAAUAUUUUAAAGUACAUUAAAAAUGAAUAUAAUCAUUACUUUCUUUUUCUGCAGCCACUUCGUUAAAAAGGAUUCCAUUUAUUCGAAUUUAGGUCUUGUGUACAUUGGUAGUAAGUAGGUCUUGCAGCUGUAGUGAUAUUGAUUAUAAUUGUAAUGUAUUUAUUAUAAUGUUUCGGUGUGCGUUAAGGUAUAGUCUGUUCUGGCAUUAGUGGUGUCACGAAUCACUAUGUUCAAUUAUUCAGUUCUGUCCAGACCCACAUAUUUAUUUGACUACUAAUUUCUGAUUUUCUUUCAAGACUGUUAAUUCUUGAUUUCAUAAAAUGUAUAAAACACAUUCAUAAACACUUUGAUAUCCAAGUUCAGUUAUGAAUUAUUAUUAUUCACUUGCUUUUGAAAUGGAAUAUAGUUUUAACGACUGAAAUCACCAUCUAUUUAUACAUUGUGUUGUGUUGGAAUGUUGAGAUUAUAGUUAUGGUAGUGAGGGCGUAGGGACCAGUGUUGUAAUCAUUGAAAUAUUGGCAAUUGUUUUCAUAUUUCACAUAUAUGUAUACAGGGAUGAUUUGUAUAACUGAAAACUAAUACUUUAAUAUGAUUUCUAUGGUGAGAAUUUAAAUAUAAGAAAAUAUUAUAUGCUUCAUAAAAAUAUUUUUUAUCUACUGCAUGGAAAAACAUUUUGUUUUUGUAAAGUUGAGACAGAAUUUUUCAGUACAUUACUGGAAAUCGUAUGUUAACUUUGUAUUAAAUAAAAUAUUAUUAUGUAUGUUGUUUAAUUAAUAUUUUAAAUGAUAAACUAAUGCACUAUUGUUAAAAUGUAUCAAGUGUGUUAAAGGAGGCAUCAGUCUUCAGUGUUUACGCUUGUGCUUAAUUAAAAUAAAAACAAUACAAUUUAA
Messenger RNA from Bombyx mori (domestic silkworm), 9803 nucleotides. RefSeq lists its product as uncharacterized. Gene Ontology annotation, cellular component: nucleolus; cytoplasm; kinociliary basal body. Gene Ontology annotation, molecular function: protein serine/threonine phosphatase activity; protein tyrosine phosphatase activity; protein tyrosine/serine/threonine phosphatase activity. Bases 685 to 2805 code for a protein of 706 amino acids. Lineage: Eukaryota; Metazoa; Arthropoda; Insecta; Lepidoptera; Bombycidae. The record is from RefSeq and is a predicted model, not a curated record. The transcript is spliced from 9 exons. Gene Ontology annotation, biological process: microtubule cytoskeleton organization; positive regulation of cytokinesis; cilium assembly.